This is a messenger RNA of Phaeoacremonium minimum UCRPA7, 1509 nucleotides long. Its product is annotated as putative mfs multidrug protein. Bases 1 to 1509 code for a protein of 502 amino acids. The record is from RefSeq and is a predicted model, not a curated record. Gene Ontology annotation, molecular function: transmembrane transporter activity. The transcript is spliced from 7 exons. NCBI's taxonomy places the organism in Eukaryota, Fungi, Ascomycota, Sordariomycetes, Togniniales, Togniniaceae. Gene Ontology annotation, biological process: transmembrane transport.
AUGCAAGUUUACACGGGGAUAAUGAUUGGCGUUGGCGAAAUGGGAGUUGUCUGUGGUCCUCUCAUUGGAGGCGUUUUUACGGAAUACGUGACUUGGAGGUGGUGUUUCUAUAUCAAUUUGCCAAUCGGCGCCCUCUGCGCCCUGCUGCUAGUCUUUAUGAGAGUUCCCGAUACCAAUCCCAAGCCCCGCUUCUCCCUUGAGCUUUUCCGAAAGCUCGUCCCGGAGCUUGACCUCUUUGGCUUCGCUCUAUUUGCUCCAGCAUCCGUCAUGUUCCUGCUGGCUCUUCAGUUUGGCGGGAAUGACUACGCGUGGAACAGUUCCGUCAUCAUUGGUCUGUUUUGCGGUGCUGGCGCUACGGCCACAUUUUUUUGCCCCUGGGAGUACCGGAUGGGAGAUCGUGCGAUGAUGCCCGGCUUUCUCCUUAAGCAGCGGAUUGUUCUGUGCAGUUUGUUGCACAUGGCUUGCACAAUGACUCUUGUGUCAGUGCCGAGCUACUUCCUUCCGUCUUACUUUCAGUCGGUCUUGGGAACAAGUCCAACGAUGAGUGGUGUGGAUAUGCUACCCAACAUCGUCUCACAGCUACUUCUGAUCGUUCUUUCCGGGGCUGCUCUCAAGGUAUUCGGUUACUAUCUUGUGUAUGCCGUUGGUGGAGCCACCGUCUCCUCCGUUGGAAUGGGUUUACUUUCUCUCCUCAGUCCCACAAGCACCACAGGACAGUGGAUUGGGUAUCAAAUUCUUGCGGGUGCUGGACGAGGCUCAAGCAUGCAGAUGGGCAUGGUCGCCACUCAAAAUGUAGUCAAAGAUUCCGAUAUCUCCCUCGCCAUGGCCCUGCUCGUCUUCGGCCAGAACUUCUUCGGCGCCGCCUUCCUCGUCAUCGCCAACACCAUCUACGACCAGAGCCUCAUCUCCGAGAUCCCGAGACGCGCACCGCCCGUCUCGCCUCAGGCCGCUCUCAGCGCCGGAGGAAGCGCAAACUCGAUUGGCAUUGACAGGAUCUUUUACUUCUCUGCCGCCCUUGCGGUUGCGUCAUUCUUUGUCGCCUGGGGGCUGGGCUGGAAGAAUGUCGCCGCGAAGAAGCAUGCUGCACAGGAAUGGGAAGCUCCCCGAACCAUGCCAUCUGCUGCCGCUCUCACAGUAUACGCCUUCGGCGGCAUGUGCCUGGUCGCCGGACUCACGAACCUGGCAAAGCCAGAGGACGCACUGGCGGCCCUGGACCUGCCCGCGACGGCGCGCUCCGCCUCCAACGGGAUGGCGCUUGCGGCCGUCGCCAUAGGACUGUACUAUCCGCUGGCCGCUUGGCAGGAGAACACGGCCGUCUUCGUCCUCACUGUGCCGAUGCGCCUGCUCACAGCGACGGUGUUCUGGCUGCAGGGCGGGCCGUGGCGCGUACCGGCUGCGUGGGAAGGGUCUGCGGCUCUGCUCACGGGGCUUGCGCUGGCAUGGGAUCUGCGACGGGCUAGAGGAGGAGGAGGCGAAGAGAGAGAUGUGGCGGCGAGGAAAGCUGGAUGA